Molecule: messenger RNA, 1157 nt
Organism: Carlito syrichta (Philippine tarsier)
Lineage: Eukaryota; Metazoa; Chordata; Mammalia; Primates; Tarsiidae
Gene: CAPNS1
Product: calpain small subunit 1
Exons: 10
Coding region: 7-639 (210 amino acids)
Molecular function (GO): calcium ion binding
Source: RefSeq, a predicted model, not a curated record
ACGGCCAUGCGCAUCCUGGGCGGAGUCAUCAGCGCCAUCAGCGAGGCGGCUGCGCAGUACAACCCGGAGCCCCCGCCUCCACGAACCCAUUACUCCAACAUUGAGGCCAACGAGAGUGAGGAGGUCCGGCAGUUCCGGAGACUCUUUACCCAGCUGGCUGGAGAUGACAUGGAGGUCAGUGCCACAGAACUCAUGAAUAUCCUCAACAAAGUUGUGACCCGACAUCCUGAUCUGAAGACUGAUGGUUUUGGCAUUGACACGUGUCGCAGCAUGGUGGCGGUGAUGGAUAGCGACACCACAGGCAAGCUGGGCUUUGAGGAAUUCAAGUAUCUAUGGAACAACAUCAAAAAGUGGCAGACCAUAUACAAACAGUUUGAUGUUGACCAAUCAGGGACCAUUGGCAGCAGUGAACUCCCAGGGGCCUUUGAGGCAGCAGGGUUCCACCUGAAUGAACAUCUCUACAACAUGAUCAUCCGACGCUACUCGGAUGAGGGAGGAAACAUGGAUUUUGACAACUUCAUCAGCUGCUUGGUCAGGCUGGACGCCAUGUUCCGUGCCUUCAAAUCUCUUGACAAAGAUGGCACUGGACAAAUCCAGGUGAACAUCCAGGAGUGGCUGCAGCUGACGAUGUAUUCCUGAAUGGGAACCCUGGACCUGCCCCCUCCGCCUCGCUAUCGGAGUCACUUUGGUGCCUCGAUCUCUCCCAGGGCUGAUCCUGUCCGCAGUCACACCCUUGUGGGUCCUGCUGACGCCCAGGCCCUUCGUUUUCCCAGCCCUUGGCACCCUGCUUCAGAGUCAACAUCCAGGACAGCAUGCCCCAACACGCCAAGUCCUGAGUUACCCCGGCUUGAAGACACUCCAACAUGCUCUGCCCAGGGGUCACCCCACCCCCAUCACACCCAUCUUAUACCUACUCCAUCUCUCUCUCCUGUAUCUGUGCCAAACCCAACAUUUAUGUUGCUCCCGUGCCCCGAGGGCCCUCUCUCCUGGGAGCACGACUGAGUCUCUGCACACCCUGGCACACCCACUUAGAGUUACCACCCAGGCAGCCAAACUCCAGGCCAUUCCAGGCCCACAUGCCCCAGUGCCUUUGUCUGUAUUCUGCCCCAGCCUGCCAGGCCUAGGAGGAAAUAAAUGUACCCCAGUUGCUGCUCUCU